CGUUUCAGGUCAGUCCUGUUGUAGUUUAUUGUAUAUCCGGUAGGGGACCUGCUACGACCUUCAUCGUGUCGAAUCCGCUGCAGAGAAAAUUUACCAGGCUGUUAAAAGCACACCUUCAUCAUGGCGGCGCCCGUGAGGAGCAGCGAUACUUCAGUUUCGGCGCCGUCUACAGCAGCGUCCGGAGCCGAAAAUGUCCAACUACAGUACAGUGUUGUCUUGGAUCAUCUCAUCGGCGAAAGGAGACAAGUUAAAGACCUGAAUCCGAGCGUUAUGGGCGCUUUGCCGAACCCGCACAAAACGGAUGAGCAGAAGAUGAUUGAACGUGGAAUGGAGAGCUGCGCUUUUAAAGCAACACUGGCGUGUGUCGGAGGUUUUGUGUUGGGUGGUGCUUUUGGAGUCUUCACAGCUGGCAUCGACACCAAUGUUGGGUUCGAUCCUAAAGAUCCGCUGAAGACCCCCACAGCGAGAGAAGUGCUGAGAGACAUGGGACAGAGAGGAAUGUCCUAUGCCAAAAACUUUGCAAUUGUUGGUGCCAUGUUCUCAUGUACAGAGUGCAUUAUAGAAUCACAUCGCGGUAAAUCUGACUGGAAGAAUGCAGUGUACAGCGGCUGCAUUACUGGAGGUGCGAUUGGAUUCAGAGCUGGACUGAAGGCCGGGAUUCUGGGCUGUGGAGGUUUCGCUGCUUUCUCUGCUGCGAUUGAGUAUUACCUCAGAUGAACGGCUGCUCCAGAGCUUCCCGAGUAGGACGAGCUCCUAACAAGAACCUGUAAAAGAGCAGGCUCCGAACAUCGACAGACUUUUUCUUACUUGUCAAAUGAUUUUGAAAUUCUCACGGAGAACCGACUUACCAAUGCAGUGACCCGGAGAAGUGUGUAAUAUGAUUUCCGAGUGUCCUGUUGGGGACACUGUAGACAUGUCUGCUUCAGGUUGCCUUUUUAACUCUGCCAAGUGAUCUACAUACUAGUGAAAACCUUUCCAAACGUUUUCCACACAGAGGACGGCAGAAGCGGAAAGGGAUCAUGGAGAGAAUUCCUGUCACCGAAUGCUUAUUGAUGUGUACUGUAGGUGUCUUUUUUUUUUUUUGACCCAAUAGCUGUUUAUGUAUAUAAACAGACAACUACUAAAUAAAAUAUGAAACUUUAUAGUGGGUUUUGGAAUAGCUGGAUGACAUCUGUGGUUAAAAAUUUACGAAUGUUUUUGUGGUUUAAAGUUAAAUGUCAGAUUAAAUAUAUGAGAGAACUCUUA
Tachysurus fulvidraco (yellow catfish) is the source of this 1245-nucleotide messenger RNA. It is a transcript of the gene timm22, whose product is annotated as translocase of inner mitochondrial membrane 22 homolog (yeast). Gene Ontology annotation, molecular function: transmembrane protein transporter activity. Lineage: Eukaryota; Metazoa; Chordata; Actinopteri; Siluriformes; Bagridae. Bases 121 to 717 code for a protein of 198 amino acids. Gene Ontology annotation, cellular component: TIM22 mitochondrial import inner membrane insertion complex. The record is from RefSeq and is a predicted model, not a curated record. Gene Ontology annotation, biological process: protein insertion into mitochondrial inner membrane. The transcript has 5 exons.